AAAGAAUGAUAAUAAAAAGGGAUUUUGGACCAAUCGGAAAUAAGGAAGUUUAAUGACGUAUUCAACCCAAGACGUUAUGCAGCAGUGUGACCUGGUUUGCAGUCUACGUUGAACAAAGUGCAGAUUUAAUUAGAUAUAAUGGGUCGGUCUUCAAGUAGAUCCAAAAGUAGAAGUCGAAGCGGCAGUGGUGGAAGCAGAAGCCGCAGUGGGUCAGCAGAUAAAAAACGCAGAAGCUACAGUCGAAGUCCAGCAUCAGAUGAUGAAAAUAAAUGUAGAGUACACAUUGCUGACUUAGGUCUAGAUCCUUCAAAGUCAGAGAUUUACAGAGCAUUUGAAAAGUUUGGACCUUUAAGGGAAAUUUGGGUGGCGAGAAUUCCACCAUGUUUUGCAUUUGUGGUUUACAAAUAUAAAGAUGAUGCCUGUGAAGCUGUUCGAAAAAUGGAUGGAGAAUCUUUGAAUGGAAAGAGAAUAAGAGUCUCAAUAGCAAAGCCAAGAAUGAAAGGUUCCAGAGGAAUGCCACCAGGAGGUGGUCGAAACAGACGAUGUUAUGAGUGUCUUGAAUUUGGUCAUCUUGCAAGGGACUGUGUAAAAAGCUCCAACAACCGUCGAAGAAAUAGGUCUAGGUCACGAUCUCGAGAAAGAUAUGAACGCCGCAGAUCUAGAUCAAGAUCUGGCAGUCAAAGUAGGUACAGAAGAAACAGAAGUCGAAGCCGCCAGCGAGAUAGAAGUGGAAGUCGUGACAGAAGGUCAUACAACAGAAGAAGUACAAGUAGGGGGAGAGAAAGCAGAUCAGCCAGAGAUAGGAGCCGGGAUCGUAAAGAAAGAAGUAAUAGUAGAGAUCGGGACUCUAAACUAGAUCGAAGUGGUGAUAGUGACAAAAUCGGGGAUAGGAAACGUGAUGAAAAGAGUAAAAGAGAGAGUAAAGAGAAGAAAGUUGAGGAGGAGGAGGAGAAGAGGAGCAGAGAAAGUGUUGAGAGGCCCAGCGAUGUAGAAAAAAGGCAAAGUGCAAGUCCUGAACACAAACACAGUGGAGGUGAAGAAAGUAAUCAUGAGCUAGAAUCAAGGGGGAGGAAAAGAAGUAUUAGUGACGGAGAUCGAAGUCGGUCAGCAAGCCCAUUAGCUAAACGGAACAGUCAGGAGGAGGAAGAUGACAGAGCAAGCAGCCCAAGAGAUGCAGAAGAUUCUAAUAUGGACAAUGACAAAGAAGACAAUUAAAAGAAUUUGUUGUAUACUUGAUGUUGGUGUGAUGAUGAUGAUGAAACCAAUGGCUCAGAAACUGGUUCUGAUGCACAAAGAAUAAUCAGAUGCAUUUUUCUGUAGACAGUUGUAAGAAAAAGGAAUAUUCUAUGGUACUAUCAUCAUUUUUUAUUGCUCAUUGUUCACUAUCAUUUUUUUUCUUUACCAUGAUUUCAACAUUUGUUGGCAUCAUUUUAUGAGAAGAACAUUAAACACAUGAAAACUGUGUGCUCUAAUACCAUCAGUACAAUCAUUACUGUAGUCUAUGUUGUAGUAGGUCUACAUGCACUGGAAUCACUACUGCCCUAUGUUGUAAACAUUUUAAUUGGAAAGCACAUUUUUUUCCUUUUUUUCUUUGGUCACUUUGAAGAAAUGUAAAAUAAAUAAUUAUUGUUGA
Molecule: messenger RNA, 1633 nt
Organism: Biomphalaria glabrata
Lineage: Eukaryota; Metazoa; Mollusca; Gastropoda; Planorbidae
Product: serine/arginine-rich splicing factor 7-like
Exons: 5
Coding region: 139-1215 (358 amino acids)
Molecular function (GO): RNA binding; zinc ion binding
Source: RefSeq, a predicted model, not a curated record